UACUCUUAAAAUUAAUCCUUUGCCUUUAUUAUGAAAUCUUUGUUUUCUCUCAGGAUUUAGUAAAUAAUUUACUAACAUUACUCAAAAAUUGUUCUGUGGCUUUUUUGUUUAAUAUCUUCUCAGCUAAGGUGAAAAAAUAGCUGUCGUCUAAAUUUUAGUUUCAGUUAAGUUUUAUGCUGAUAUUGUUCUUAUGUAUUACUCAGGAGUUACAGCCAUGCUUUCAUGUUUAUCUCAGUCUAGGAAUAUAGAUAUAAUAUUGUGUUUAAUUCACAGAUUGAUCCUGAAGCAAUUUGGAAGAAAUUAGACUGACUCCUUGAAAAGAAGACAUAUGAGGAAUUUGCAUAAGACAGCUGUGCAAAAUGGAGCAGGAGGAGCUUUAUUUGUGCACAGAGAUACUCCUGAGAAUAACCCAGAUACUCCAUUUGAUUUCGCACCAGAAAACUAUAAGAGGAUAGAGGCAAUUGUAAAAAACUACCCAGAAGGGCAUAAAGCAGCCGCUGUGCUUCCAGUUCUGGAUUUAGCUCAAAGGCAGCAUGGGUGGUUGCCCAUCUCUGCAAUGAAUAAGGUUGUGGAAGUUUUACAAGUACCUCCAAUGAGAGUAUAUGAAGUAGCAACUUUUUAUACAAUGUAUAAUCGAAAGCCAGUUGGGAAGUAUCACGUUCAGGUCUGCACUACUACCCCUUGCAGGCUUGGAAACUCUGACAGCAUCCUGGAAGCAAUUCAGAAAAAGCUUGGAAUAAAGGUUGGGGAGACUACACCUGAUAAACUUUUCACUCUUAUAGAGGUGGAAUGUUUAGGGGCCUGUGUAAAUGCACCCAUCGUUCAAAUAAAUGGCAAUUAUUAUGAGGAUCUGACGCCUAAGGAUAUUAAUGAUAUUAUUGAUGAGCUUAAGGCUGGCAAAGUUCCAAAACCUGGGCCAAGGAGUGGGUGCUUCUCCUGUGAGUCAGCUGGAGGUAAGACCUCCUUGACUGAACCACCCAAAGGACCUGGCUUUGGUGUGCAAGCAGGCCUUUAA
Nycticebus coucang (slow loris) is the source of this 1015-nucleotide messenger RNA. RefSeq names its product NADH dehydrogenase [ubiquinone] flavoprotein 2, mitochondrial-like. Gene Ontology annotation, molecular function: NADH dehydrogenase activity. The record is from RefSeq and is a predicted model, not a curated record. Lineage: Eukaryota; Metazoa; Chordata; Mammalia; Primates; Lorisidae. Bases 329 to 1015 code for a protein of 228 amino acids. The transcript is spliced from 8 exons. Gene Ontology annotation, biological process: mitochondrial electron transport, NADH to ubiquinone.